This is a messenger RNA of Selaginella moellendorffii, 1137 nucleotides long. RefSeq names its product serine-threonine kinase receptor-associated protein. NCBI's taxonomy places the organism in Eukaryota, Viridiplantae, Streptophyta, Lycopodiopsida, Selaginellales, Selaginellaceae. Gene Ontology annotation, cellular component: SMN complex. The transcript is spliced from 7 exons. Bases 28 to 1056 code for a protein of 342 amino acids. Gene Ontology annotation, biological process: spliceosomal snRNP assembly. Gene Ontology annotation, molecular function: RNA binding; protein binding. The record is from RefSeq and is a predicted model, not a curated record.
CCUUUUUUGCGAUUUAGGGUUUAGGGCAUGGAGAAGCGCAAAGCGCAAGUGCCGCUAGUCUGCCACGGCCACUCCCGCCCGAUCGUCGAUCUCUUCUACAGCCCUGUCACCGCUGAUGGAUUCUUCCUCAUCAGCGCCAGCAAAGAUGGAAAGCCAAUGCUAAGAAAUGGGGGCACUGGCGAUUGGAUUGGAACGUUCGAGGGACACAAGGGUGCUGUCUGGGCUGCCUGCCUCGACACACCCGCAUUGAGAGCAGCCACCGCUUCUGCCGAUUUUAGUGCGAGAGUGUGGGACGCUCUGACGGGAGAUGAAUUGUACUCUUUCGAGCACAAGCACAUCGUUCGAACGUGUGCUUUCUCCGAGAGCACGACACUCUUGCUCACAGGUGGUCAAGAGAAGAUCCUUAGGAUCUAUGAUUUGGAGAGGCCAGAUGCGGCUCCAACAGAGAUGGAAGGCUUGACAAGCACCAUAAGAUCAGCGGUAUGGCACCACAGUGACCAAACCAUUCUGAGCUCGUGUAACGAUACUGGCAGCGUGCGGUUGUGGGACGUGAGAACAAAAACCACAGUCCGGCAGCUCGAGACAAAGUCGCCGUGCACGAGUGUUGAGGUGAGCCGCGACGGCCGAUACAUCACAACCGCGGAUGGCAACAGCGUCAAGUUCUGGGAUGCCAAUCACUUUGGCAUGGUAAAAUCGUUUACCAUGGCUCGGCCUAUGGAGUCGGCGUCGCUAUACCCGGCCCUGGGGAAGUUCGUGGCUGGAGGGGAUGAUAUGUGGGUGCGAGUGUUCGAUUUCUACACCGGGGAAGAGAUUGAAUGCUGCAAGGGUCACCACGGGCCGGUCCAUUGCGUGCGAUUCUCACCGGGCGGUGAAUCGUUUGCGUCGGGCUCCGAGGACGGGACGAUUCGCAUAUGGCAGACUGGUGAAAGCGGCGGCGGCGGUGGAGGUGGUGGUGGCGGUGGUGGCGCUGAAGAAAGCGGGAGUGCACCGCCGAAAAUCACUGUCAGUGCCGAGGAUGUAGCUCGCAAGGUGGAAGGCUUCCACAUCGAGCUAUGAUCCAAAACAAAUAAACGUUUAAAGAGCGUUUAGUGGAGCUUAGGUUUAGGGGGGAAAUUUAAAUUUUAGGGUUUUCAUAUA